AAAAGGUCUGAUGGGAUCCGUUGAGCAAAUUGUUCAGCUUCAUGGCCACACCGACAAGGCAUGGCAAUUAGCGUGGAAUCCAGUUGAGCCUCUCGUUGCCUCAUGCUCGACCGACAAGACUGUUCGAUUAUAUUCUUACACUGGCUUGGUGCACCCGAAAUUCACUUUGUCUACCUCUAUAUCCACUGGCCACACCAAAACGGUUCGCACCAUCGCAUGGUCUCCAGAUGGGAAGCUUUUGGCUACCGGGAGCUUUGAUUCGUCCGUCAUAUUAUGGGAGAAGCAACCCGCUGAAGAGGAUAAGGAUGAUCCAAGCACUGGAGAUGAUUGGGACAGCAUCACAAGAAUUGAAGGCCCAGAAAGCGAGUGCAAAUGCGUUGCCUUCUCCAGAUCUGGGGAAUACCUUGCAACUUGCAGCCGAGACAAGACGGUUUGGGUAUUUUCAGUAUAUCCGGACGACUACGAAGUCAGUAGUGUCUUGAUGGAACAUACUCAAGACGUGAAAUGUGUUGCUUGGCAUCCGAAAGAAGACAUCUUAGCGUCCAGCUCAUACGAUGACACCAUCAAACUCUAUCAUGAUGAUCGGGACGACGAGUGGUACCCAUUCGCCACGCUUACAGAUCAUGCCUCGACUGUCUGGUGCAUGUCCUUUUCCCCAUGCGGGAACUAUCUCGCAUCCUCAUCAGAUGAUUUAACGAUCCGCUUAUGGGAACGACAUGACGAUGAAUGGCAUACCAUUAAGGUCCUAAACGGGACUCAUGAACGCAGCAUCUACUCGGUAUCGUGGGGUAGAGGAAGAGGCGGGUUGGGUUGGCUAGCCAGCGGGGCAGGAGACGGAAGAAUCAACGUCUGGGAAAUGACACGUCAACCACAGGAACCAAUAGAGGCGCGAUUAAUCACCACCCAAGAGAACAGUCAUGGUGUUUCAGACGUGAAUGCUGUUGCGUGGUGUCGAAGAGACGGGUAUACAGAUAUGCUAGGCAGCGUCGGCGAUGAUGGGUGUCUUCGAAUCUGGCGUAUCACCCCAGACUGAUUAAUGCUUGAUUGACUGAUGCAGGAGUCCUGAUCAUCGGCGUCUUUUCUUCCCGAGCUCCUUCUCAACCUCCUCCUGUCUCCGUAUACCCACCCUGUCCAGGAAGUCAUGUUUCGCUAAUGACCCACCUGAGCGGCGAUUGACAUCUAGUUCUUCCUUGACAAACUUGUCCGUGUCUGCCAAAUGAGUUGACCAGUCAAGAGCAGACUUUUGAAGCAUGGUCAACUUUUUUGGCUUGGACGACAGAAGGUUGACGCGAGGCCUGCGUGGGCCGGGCCGUGGAUGUGCAGGUGUAAACUUAGUAGCAUCCUCUACAACGGUGAGACUAUUGCAGUCCAGGGGCGCAUGGUUUGUGCUGGUAUUCGAUAUGCCUUCAUUGGUCUUGCUCGCAAGCCAUUGUUUUGCCUCGUCCGAAUUCGCGGCGACCACCUUUGUCUCCGUGAUCUCUUUGCCUGCGAACUUGAAGUGCUUCUCUAUCUCAAUCAUUUCAAUAUCCUUCGCAGUCGCACGUGAGGAGUCGGCCAAUGAUGCCUGGAACUCUUCCCACAUUUCCUGUCGCUGUUGCUCUGCAACCACCCUUCCUUCCACGAUGGGGCUUUCCAGUCGCGGCUUUUUGGCGGUGGGUUCCUCCUCGCUUUCAGAACCUGGGAACAUCAAAGAGUAAAUAGAAAUAACAGGCGGCGUUUGUAUACGCCACCUUCUGCAUUGGACGGGGGCUUGUAGUCUUCAUCCUCAUCAUCGGAGGGAUCGAGAU
Molecule: messenger RNA, 1787 nt
Organism: Dacryopinax primogenitus
Lineage: Eukaryota; Fungi; Basidiomycota; Dacrymycetes; Dacrymycetales; Dacrymycetaceae
Product: WD40 repeat-like protein
Exons: 8
Coding region: 11-1033 (340 amino acids)
Biological process (GO): iron-sulfur cluster assembly
Cellular component (GO): cytosolic [4Fe-4S] assembly targeting complex
Molecular function (GO): protein binding
Source: RefSeq, a predicted model, not a curated record